Molecule: messenger RNA, 1165 nt
Organism: Punica granatum (pomegranate)
Lineage: Eukaryota; Viridiplantae; Streptophyta; Magnoliopsida; Myrtales; Lythraceae
Source: RefSeq, a predicted model, not a curated record
CAGCCCAGCUUCUAGGGCUUCUCUAUAUACUCCUGAGAGUGAAGGAAUCGUCUCUCUCCUCGCCUUCGCUCCCUUUGAGGUUGUUCUUUGGAGUUUGGUUGCAGAAGAAAAGCUUUUCGGUUGCUUCCUCGAGCUGUGACUUGUGCAAUGAGGAGGUAUAGUCCGCCGCGUUAUAGUCCUCCAAGAAGGGGCUAUGUUGGAUAUGAAGGUCGAGGAAGGAGCCCUGCGAGGAGAGGAUAUGGGAGGCACAGGGAACUAAAUCAUGGAAGCCUCUUGGUUCGCAAUGUUCCUCUAGAUUGCAGGUCUGAAGAAUUGAGGGUGCCAUUUGAGAGGUUUGGACCUGUUAGGGAUGUCUACCUGCCCAGGGAUUACUACUCUGGGGAACCUCGGGGCUUUGCAUUUAUUGAGUUUGUGGAUCCUCAUGAUGCUGCAGAUGCUCAGUACCGCAUGAACGGGGAAACAUUUGCUGGCCGAAGAUUAACUGUGGUUGUUGCUUCUGAGACAAGGAAAAGGCCACAGGAAAUGCGCCGAAAGAACAGUUUCUUAACCGUUGACAGGGGAGUAGCGAGCCACGGGCGACGACAAGCUUAUCAUGGACAUUCCCGGUCCCGUUCGGUAUCUCGUUCACGUUCUCCUCGUCCUCCCUCGGGAUCCAGGGGCCGAAAACCAUCGAGGUCAUAUUCUCCUGCACCGAGGAGGCAUGGUGACUACCCAGUCUCACCGAACAGAAGCAGACGUGAAGAGCUCUCGAGGUACCCCGGGGGCCCUCCACUGGAUAAUGGGAAGCCGGAAGGAAAGGUGGAACAUUCUCGAUGGAGGUCUUCAAGAUCGCCUUCUGGAUCAAGGUCGAGGUCCGCUGACUUGUCACCGGGUCGAUGAUUGCAACCCCUCUUGUGUGGCUCGAUUUCAGGUUUAUGGCUGGCUUGGUUCAUGCUCGGAUCGGUGUACUACUGGGUUCUGGUUGUGACAUUAGAAUGGGAUUCUGCAUACUGAAAUAUGUAUUUGGAGAAGGUACAGUUACGUGCUUGUUUCGGAUUUGAGGGAAAGAAACUUUGCCAGAAUGUAUGUGGUACUUUUUUUAAUGGGGGAAGUGUUUUUUUCUUGUGGAAUUGUUUACGCUAUGUUUAGCAAUGUCGGAAGUGUCAAUGAGAAAUCAUCUUAUGCA